UUGACUGCAGCCUUGGUUUGAGUAGGUCGUCUGUUUGUCUCUAGAAUCAACGAAUCGAGGGAAUUUGCUAGUGCUGACAGCAAGACCCUGUCGAUCAUUGUCACUGCACUGUUUCUCUACUCUAGACGUACGAUUUUGUUGCAACAUCGACUUGUGAUGUCAUUUCCGUUUGAGCAUGUCGGAUGAAUAUGAGCGAUACGUUACUCGCAACAUCGUGGAACUUGUUGAAACGUUGCGUCCGUCGUUGCUAUUAGAACAUUCGGUCGCCAGUAAUCUUGUGACUAUGCAAGAAGCUCGCAAACUAAGACAAUGUUCUACAGAGCAAGACAGCGCGCGAAUGCUGCUCUACGAUAUCCUGCCAUACAAAGAAAACGCCGUCGAUCGAUUUUGCGAGGUGCUCAAACAAGCAGAUCAGUCGCAUAUCGCUAGAGACGUUAUGAAGAGAGGAGGCGUGGUUUGUACAGAUGAGUGUGCAAGUAAUCUGCAGACAGGACGGCAACACAUUACAAGAGAAGUUAUGGGUAAAGAAGAUGUAGUGGAGAGUGCAAAGUGGAGCAUCAAAGUUAGUGUGAGUGGUCAUGUAAGAGGCAAAAGUGACGUGAGCUCUUCGCCACGCCCAUCAGUUAGCGCUGCACGUGACGGUGGGACAACAGCACGUGACUUUGACUUAGAAGUUGGAGAUGCUGCAGGAAAUUGUAUUACAGUUAGUGAAGGUGAACACAAUCUGUUAGGUGAAGCAUUGGGGUGUGUAUCACGUGACAUACAAAGUGAUGUCAAACAAGUUGAAAUUGCAGGAGAACAGCCAGAACCAUGGCCACGCCCAUCACAUAUCACAUAUCACACACAUCCUUUGGUGUCAGACAUUGAAGAUGAUGACGAUCCGUGGCCUGCUCUUAGACACAACUACGUGUUUCUGUCCAAACGACUGCGUUGCAACUCUUUCUUUCUUGGUUGUUUGUAUGAGAAGAAUUUGAUAUCAAAUGAUGAUUUUGACACACUCAGCAGAGACAGUCUCUCUCAUGUAGAAAAGAUUCGUCGUCUGAUUGUUGGCAUUCUUCCCAGCAAACCACCAGAGAUGUUUGAUACAUUCUGUGACAUUCUCUGCUGUGUCGGCCAAUCACAUGUGGCCAAUCGACUGAUGCAGGAUCCUCAACGAGUGCGACUCCUUGCACAAGGAGCGAGUAGAAAAAGUGAAAAGGAAAGUUUUCAAAGAAGAGUCGAGAUGUUGUUGGUUCAAGUGGCUGAUUUGGACAGAGAAAAACGAGAAGCCGUGAAGAGAGCUGCUGCAGCGGAAGCUCAAGCUCAAGAGGCAAGAAGGGAGACAGAAGAAGCAAGAGAGGAAGCUCAAGAGGCAAGAGAAGAAGCCGAGAAAGCAAACAGAAGAGCUGUGACAGCUGAAGUGAAGAUGAGAGGAGAAGAACUGACAAACAUGGCAUUUAGGACGAAGCUUCUUUCUGCAGAUGAGAUCAAUGACAGUCUGCCAUCAUGGACACAGUGGAAUGUACACAUACCUCAUGACCCUAGAAUGAAUGAAUAUAAUAGAAUGGGAGAGAUUGAAGGCAGACUAGUGGUAGGAGGUCGUGAUGGUAAUCUGCAUGUUCUCACUUAUGAACAUGAUAAGUGGGACAAGUUUGUCAGAAAGAAUGGUAUCAUCAUGAAUGUAGUGUGUCAUCAAGGUGUGUGUCUGGUGUGUGUGAAGGAUGGAGAUAAAGAUCAGUUAGUGAUUGAACAAUUUCAUUUGAAUGAAGACAAGAAAUGGCGUUUCCUCACAGUUCUACCAAAUGAACUGCAGUUGUAUCAUGUAUCUGUUGCUCUUCAUGACAACUCACUGUAUGUGGUGGGUGGUGAGACUAAGUCAUGGAAGAGAGUGAACACAGCACGUGUGUGUGACCUUCACAGCGGUCAUUGGUAUAAGAUGGAUGACAUGCAAACAAAGCAUUGUUCCUGUUCUUCUGUUAUUAUAAACAACACAGUGUUUGUAGGGGGAGGAGAGACUGGACGUUACUCUAGUAAUAUUGUUGAGUGUGCAGAUGUUCGUGAUAGAAAAUGGAGAACAAUCCCCUCUACAACCACAUAUUGGCCUACACUAACGUCAGUCAGUAACAGACUGGUGGGGACUGGAGGAGAGACACAACAACAGAUGUGUUAUUCUCCUUCUAAUAUUGUAGAAUUAUAUGAUGAGAGAUCUACCAAAUGGCUUCCUCUUCCACUCAUGACACACAAACGGGUGGAACAUGCUGCAUUCUCAACUCAGAAUGGAGAACUCAUCACAGCAGGAGGGUUGGGUUGUGACUAUUCAAUAGAAAGUCUUAAGUGUGACUAAUAUUUGCAUUUUCUUUCAAUUUGUGUGUAUUUGUUAUAUUAUAAUCUCUAGUGUUUGUAUAAAGACAAUUUGGUGUGAAAUUUAGUGUGUGUAACAUAAACUAGAUCGUGAAGGUUGUUUUCUUAAUUAGUAGUCACGUGAUUUGCAUUUUGAACGAGCAGUGGUGAAGUGGAAAAAGGAAUGCAAGCGUUGAA
Messenger RNA from Corticium candelabrum, 2517 nucleotides. RefSeq lists its product as uncharacterized. Gene Ontology annotation, biological process: regulation of apoptotic process. The transcript has 5 exons. Lineage: Eukaryota; Metazoa; Porifera; Homoscleromorpha; Homosclerophorida; Plakinidae. Bases 176 to 2323 code for a protein of 715 amino acids. The record is from RefSeq and is a predicted model, not a curated record. Gene Ontology annotation, molecular function: protein binding.